ACAAAAGUUACCCGGGAGACUUGAGCUGGCCGGUAGCCCGGAGAAGUGGGAGGAGGAGGAGAAGAAGAAUCAGAGGGAGGGGAGGAUCUCGGGAAAGGCAGCGGGGAGUGAGCAGUGAGAGGAUGGGAAUCCGUGCCCGGGGGAGAGAGAGUGCAGUUGGAGGGAUGAGAUAGAGAUUUUUCUUAAAUGCCAUGUCAGCUGAUAUGAAAAAGGAAGAAGUUCUGUCUGAUGGCAGCAGCGUCAGUGAUUCUGAGACGGAAGAAGAUCCCUAUACUUCAUAUGACUCCCCAGAAUUACGUGCCUAUAAUUACCCAGGUAACUCCUUCCAUGAUGUCUACUCACAGCGCACCACCCAGAUUGUGUUCCAAUACCAUUCGGGAAGGAAGAUCGCCAGGCUGAGAGCCCCCCGAGAUCUCUAUGGAGUAUCGUCUGCCAGUUUCCUUCAUCUGCCCCGUUGGCCUUACGAAUGUGAAGUGCUGAAGGAGAAGGUGGAGCACAUUGAAUGGAAUCCCCCCACCCCAGAGCUGAUGUACCGUCCGACAGCUUUAGAGAAAGAGGCAGAGUGUGUGGGACCCUCAGAAGGAAAGGUGGUCUAUGAGACCAGUGAAGGUAACAAAGGGCCGUACUUCAUGUACUCCCAGGUGGGCGGACACUGCACCCCACUCAAGCAGACGCACUCACGCAGCCGGGAGAAGGCCGACAAUACGCUUGAGUUUGAGGCUCGCUUCGAAAGCGGAAAUCUGCAGAAAGUAGUCCAGGUAGGUGAAUACGACUACCACUUAACCCUUCGCACAGACCUGUACACUGACCGCCACACGCAGUGGUUCUACUUCCGAGUCCGAAACACCCGAGCCGGCGUCCAUUACCGAUUCACCAUCGUCAACCUCAGGAAGCCGUCCAGCCUUUACAGCCGUGGCAUGCGGCCGCUCGUAUAUUCUGAGGCAGAGGCAAAAAAACUCGGCGUUGGCUGGCACAGAACCGGAGAGAAUAUAAAGUAUUACAGGAACAACCUGAGCCAAAAUGGCCAGCCGUUCUUCUCUCUGUCUUGGACCUUCCGCUUCCCGCACAAUAUGGACACCUGCUACUUUGCACAUUGUUAUCCUUAUACCUACUCCAACCUGCAGGAUUACUUGGCCAGUAUCACCCGUGAUCCGGAACGUUCCAAGUACUGUAAGAUCAGAGUCCUGUGCCGUUCCUUAGCUGGGAACAUGGUGUAUGUACUGACCAUCACCAACCCGUCUCCUGCUACCGACCGACCAAUGAAGAAGAAAGCAGUGAUAGUAACAGCCAGGGUCCACCCGGGGGAAACCAACAGCUCAUGGGUGAUGAAGGGUUUCCUGGAUUAUAUUCUAAGCUCCAGUAAUGAUGCCCAGGUCUUACGCGAUUCCUUCGUCUUCAAAGUGGUACCGAUGCUGAACCUGGACGGGGUGAUUGUGGGCAAUUACCGCUGCUCUCUGACUGGCCGCGACCUGAACCGCAACUACAAGUCCAGGCUGAAAGAUUCCUUUCCGUCUAUCUGGUUCACCCGCAACAUGAUCAGGCGUGUGAUGCAGGAGAGGGAGAUAUUACUGUAUUGCGACUUACAUGGACACAGCAGGAAGCAGAACGUAUUUAUGUAUGGGUGCAAAAAGGCUUCCAAAGAGUUCCCAGAUAAACAGCUCUACUUGUACGAGCGAAUAUUCCCACUCAUGCUCAGCAAGAAUGAUCCUGAAAAGUUUUCUUUCUCAAGCUGUAAAUUCAAGGUGCAGAAGAGUAAGGAGGGAACAGGACGAGUAGUGAUGUGGAAAAUGGGAAUCCAGAACAGUUACACCUUAGAGGCGACAUACUGUGGUUCAACCCUAGGUGGGCGCUGCGGAACCCAUUUCAGUACAAAAGAUCUGGAGUCCGUGGGGUAUCAUUUCUGCGAUACUCUGUUGGAUAACUGCGACCCCGAUCAGAGCAAGCACUUUGUCUUCCUAAAAGAACUGGAGGAAAUGAUGAGGCUGCAAAUAAAAGCCAGGAGUGGCCAACUUCACCCCCAAUCCUUGCUGGAUGAUAUCCUCACGGAUCUGGAUUCCAGUACUGAUGGUUCUGACAGCUCUGACUCCAAUGCACCCCCCGCUCACCUCAUGGAAAUGGCUUUAAAGAUGAAACCCAUGAAGAAGCUUCUGAAGACAAAAAAGGAGAGAAACUUACAAAGGAGUCGUCAGUUAAACCUAAAGCAAGAAAAACAGGAUGCCAAGCGAGAAACGAGGAGAGCUGAGCGCCGGAUAAGCGAAAUUGCCAUGCGAUUGGCUGAGCUGCAGACGGCGACUGAGUUACAGAAAACGCCCGCGAAGAUCAGGACUUCUGCUCCCAAGAUUCCCAGAGAAGAUUUCUUCCAGAUUCCGGAUAACAAAAAGCUGUCGGUGGUGUAUCUGGUCUUCAGUCCUGACGGGCAAGUCAUUUCCACGAAGUCCCACGCGUGUCUCAGGGACGAAGGCAUAAAGGACAUUUCCAACACUAUGAGUGGAUUUGGCUGGAGCAGACCCCCGCCAUUGUUGAAGCGCCUCUUGUCCCAGAAGCCCCCGCACCCCAACAGCCUUCAGCAGAUUUGUUACCCCAAUGGCUCAGCUGCUCUAUCCAACAUCCCCAACUCCGGGAUCGAUCAGGAUUCAGGAGUGGGAGGAGCUGUGAAUCAGUCGGGGAACGAUCCUGCUCCUGAUUCCAUAUACAGCAGAGAAAAGCAGUCAAGGAUCAGCAGCCUUUGGAUUGGAGACAUGGCUCCAGAUUUGGACCGUACUACUACUUUUCUGCUCUAUGAUCCCGUUAGCUGCGACUUGGUGCUGCCCCAAAAAGCAAAUGGUUUGGCCUUUUCCGCUCCAGAGAAGCCCAUGGAGACCUUCAAGGUUCCUGAUUUCCCGAGUUCCCCGGGGCAUCAAGGGGUCGAUUCCCUCCUUAGCGCUAAAGAGAAACUGGUGUGUAGUUCAGCCCCACCGAGCAGCAUGGAGCGGGGGGGGAGAGGAAGCCAUGUGGGGGCAAUGGAAGCCCUGUCCCUCCCUCUCAUACCCACCAACAGGGGAACAGUAUUCAGUGGCAUAUGUGAGCCAAACCUGCUGCAGCCCAAAGCCAACGCUGAGCAAAGACAAAAACGGACCAUUUUGCCCAAAAUGAUGUUUCGCUCUGACACGUUGAAGUCUUCCAGUAGCCCCGCCCUCCCUGCCCCCUGCCAGCCUAAAGGUGGAGCUAAGCGGGUGCCAGUUCAGAGGGGAACCCUGGGGAAUGUUCUGUGCCCCAGUACCAACUGCCAGGAGGCAGUUAAAGAGAACCAAAGGGGCGGAGCAGUUCGGAGCACGUGGAAAAACAUUCUGAUUGGCCUGGAGUCAGGUGACGCAGCGGGACCAUUGUACUCUCAGCAAUAACCAGAAAACCCCCUGUUACAUUUUUUUUUUUUUUAUCCCGUUCAACACUUUUCACUUUAAUGAUUGAUUUUGUUAUUUUUAAGUUGGUUCUGAAAUCUCUAUAUUGUUUAUUUAAAGGCAAACCAAACCUAUAAUGACAAUAAAAGGUUCACAUCUGC
Molecule: messenger RNA, 3538 nt
Organism: Xenopus laevis (African clawed frog)
Lineage: Eukaryota; Metazoa; Chordata; Amphibia; Anura; Pipidae
Gene: agbl3.S
Product: AGBL carboxypeptidase 3 S homeolog
Exons: 22
Coding region: 192-3380 (1062 amino acids)
Source: RefSeq, a predicted model, not a curated record